GUUCUGAUUGACUGGCCUGACGUUCUCCAGAGCGUGCGCACUGUCGCGAUAUUUAAAUUCCAAAGAUGGCGGCAUGUGGACACGAGUCCUGAGAACAAGUGACUGAAUUUUAUUAAAAUUUAUAACGGAUACUGAAUAAAAAAUUUUUAAAAAAUGACAGACAGCGUAUGCCGAGCACUUGGAAUCGACCAGGUCGAUCUAGGUGGAAAAUUAAUAAUGAUCGACGAACGUCAUGGAUCUGAUGCUAAUUUUAUCAUAAACACAGUACUGUCUAAAUCACUGGAACAAGGCCGUGGAAUUUGUCUCGUUCUAUUUCACAACACAUUUGGUCAUUAUCAUAAUAUUGGUAUGAAACUUGGGUACAAUUUAACUGUCUUACGUGAGCGCGGUGAAGUAACGGUUGUUGAACCAAUGAAGUCAAUAGUCUGCAACAUUGAAGAAUUGGGUCACGAUUCUGUUGAUCCAGGUACAUCUGAACUGGAAGAAAGAUUGCGUGAUACAUUUACCAAUAACACACAGAUACCAGACCCCCUAAAGCUGGAUGAUAACGUAAUACAGCAUUUAUUUACAUCAUUACGACAGCAGUAUUAUGAAACUAAAAAGAUACGCGACUCUGUAACAAUAAUAAUUGACGAGAUAACGCAUCUAUUCGAUUUAAAUUUGAGCUUAAAGGAAGUCUGGCUGUACACCAAAUACUUGAGGUCGCUGAUGGAAUCAGAGCCGACACUCGCGCUGUGUGUUAUGGGUCACUCAUAUCAAACUGAUGCUGAUAAUUGCUAUCCGAAUCUUAUCGUAAAAGUAAUAAGACGCAUGUCACAUUUAUUCGUCAUCACUGAACCUUUAAAAACGGGGUACGCUAAUGAUAUAUCGGGUAAUAUGCACGUGCAGUGGAGAGUCGCUGCCAUCAGGAAGCAGCACCACUGGUCCGAGCGCACGACUUAUCAGUACAAAUUAUUAGAUCGACAAAUAAAAUUAUUUACACCUGGUGGACUUGCUAUCUCCUCGUAAAAUUAUUAACGUCCGAUCUAUUGUGAUUUUUUAAAAUAUACGAUGGCAAUGAUACUAUUAUUUUUGAUAAAAUAUAACGAUACAUGUUUAUAAUAAACGAAAUUUUAAUUUAA
This is a messenger RNA of Microplitis demolitor, 1121 nucleotides long. RefSeq names its product elongator complex protein 6 (gene Elp6). Gene Ontology annotation, biological process: tRNA wobble uridine modification. Bases 154 to 1008 code for a protein of 284 amino acids. The record is from RefSeq and is a predicted model, not a curated record. Lineage: Eukaryota; Metazoa; Arthropoda; Insecta; Hymenoptera; Braconidae. Gene Ontology annotation, cellular component: elongator holoenzyme complex. The transcript is spliced from 2 exons.